CAAAUGAUGACCAAGAAGCACUAGCAAAUAAUAACCAAGAAGUACUAAUAAAUGACAAUCAAGAAAUUAUAGCUAGAAAUAAUAACCAAGAAAUAACAACCAAAAAAUAUCAACAAAUAAUAAUCAAGAAGUAUCUAACAAAUGAUAAUCAAAAAAUACUAGCAAAUGAUAACCAAGAAAUACUAGCAAACAAUAACCAAGAAACACCAACAAAUAAUUAUCAAAGAAGCACUAGCAAAUAA
This is a messenger RNA of Scutellospora calospora, 242 nucleotides long. Lineage: Eukaryota; Fungi; Glomeromycota; Glomeromycetes; Diversisporales; Gigasporaceae. The record is from the annotation of a GenBank genome assembly.